GUGGCGUUUGGCUUUCCGGGUCACUCUCGAGGCGUGCUUUGGACAUAUAUAAGACGCGUUAGCGGAAAAGCAGAGAAAGAGUCCUCGGUGAUCGUCUUGGAGCACCUCAAAGAAAAAGAGACAAAAAUGACUGGCGUUGUGGUGCCUCUGAGCCUGCUGUUCCUCAUGUCUGUUAGCUCGGCGUGUUACAUCUCCAACUGUCCUAUUGGUGGCAAGCGCUCCAUCAUGGAUGCACCGCAGCGCAAGUGCAUGUCGUGCGGCCCCGGAGACAGGGGGCGCUGCUUCGGCCCCAGCAUCUGCUGCGACGAGGGUCUGGGCUGCUUUCUGGGUUCCCCGGAGUCGGCUCGGUGCGUAGAGGAGAACUACCUGCUCACCCCCUGCCAGGCAGGAGGCAGACCCUGUGGAUCUGAGGGGGGACGCUGCGCCGCUCCAGGACUCUGCUGCGAUGCAGAAAGCUGCAUCACAGAUCAGUCCUGCCUCACGGAGGAGGACCCAGACGACCAAACCAGUCAGGUAGAAGGCGGCAACCCAGCCGACGUCAUCCUCCGGCUCCUGCAUCUGGCCAGCCACACGUCUCACCGAACCCACCAAUGAGCUGCUUCCUCACAACCCGGACCCACAAGGACUUGCUCCUGCUGUAUAGUCGUGUUUCUGUAUAAAUGUCAUCACUUUUUUCUCUCCCUCUCUCUCUCUCUCUCUCUCUCUCUCUCUCUCUCUCUCUCUCUCUGACAGAGUGCUUCUAGAACGCCUUUGUUGAUACAUUUUUAUGUAUUUAGAAAAAAAAAAGGAUAAAAUUUGCAAAUCUUCCGGAUUCCUGCAUGCCGAAAUAAAGUUUAAGGGGAGUAAAAAGU
Molecule: messenger RNA, 851 nt
Organism: Nothobranchius furzeri (turquoise killifish)
Lineage: Eukaryota; Metazoa; Chordata; Actinopteri; Cyprinodontiformes; Nothobranchiidae
Product: isotocin-neurophysin IT 1
Cellular component (GO): secretory granule; extracellular region
Molecular function (GO): neurohypophyseal hormone activity
Source: RefSeq, a predicted model, not a curated record